Heterocephalus glaber (naked mole-rat) is the source of this 764-nucleotide messenger RNA. The record is from RefSeq and is a predicted model, not a curated record. Lineage: Eukaryota; Metazoa; Chordata; Mammalia; Rodentia; Bathyergidae.
ACCUAUCGCCAUGGACUUUUUAAGAAGCUUGGAAUUCCUGGGCCUAAACCUCUGCCUUUCUUUGGAACUCUUUUGGCCUACAGAAAGGGUAUAUGGAAAUUUGAUAUGGAAUGCUAUAAAAAGUAUGGAAAGAUGUGGGGGUUGUAUGAUGGUCAACAGCCUGUGCUGGCCAUUACGGAACCAGACAUGAUCAAAGCAGUUCUAGUCAAAGAAUGUUAUUCUACAUUCACAAACCGGCGGGUAGGCAUUCAUUUUUGCCAGAUGUUCCCCAUCAUUAAACAGUAUGGAGACGUGUUGGUCAAAAACCUGAAAUGCCAAGCAGAGAAAGGCAAGCCUGUUGACUUGAAAGAAGUCUUUGGGGCCUACAGCAUGGAUGUGAUCACUGCAACGUCAUUUGGGGUGAAUGUUGAUUCCCUCAACAAUCCAGAGGAUCCCUUUGUGGAAAAAGCCAGGAAGCUCUUAAAAUUUGAUUUUUUUGAUCCACUGCUUCUCUCAGUCGUACUCUUUCCAUUCCUCACUCCGGUAUAUGAGAUGUUAAAUAUCUCUAUGUUUCCACGGGAUUCUUUGAAAUUUUUCACAAAAUUUGUAAAACAGAUGAAAGAAAAUCGCCUGGCACCUAACCAGAAGCACCGAGUGGAUUUUCUUCAGCUGAUGAUGAACUCCCAGAAUUCUAAAGACACCGAGUCCCACAAAGGUAAGCAAGGAUGCUCUAUGGGGUACUGAUGCCAAAGCUUAGAGGCAAGAGGCUGUUCUGGAAGAGUGAG